Messenger RNA from Penicillium riverlandense, 630 nucleotides. RefSeq lists its product as uncharacterized. Lineage: Eukaryota; Fungi; Ascomycota; Eurotiomycetes; Eurotiales; Aspergillaceae. The record is from RefSeq and is a predicted model, not a curated record. Bases 1 to 630 code for a protein of 209 amino acids. The transcript is spliced from 3 exons.
AUGUCCACCUACGAAAUCGAGCACAACACAACCGACCCCUCAACAACGACCCAAGCCCCUCGCCGCCGCCGCCCCGACCUCUCCACCUUUUUCGCAACCCUCUCCGAAAUCACCCCCGGCCCAGACCACCGUCCGCAUGCCGUGCCCGUACCCGGCGAUGUGAGCGCCGCGUUCUACAGCCUCGCCGAGGCGCUGGAGGUCAUGCGCCGCGACGCAGAUGUUGGCGGUGGUGCAGACCCCGCAAUUCCCACUGCUGCGACGGAGGGACAAGAGACCGGCGCCGGCGUAGAUCGCGAUCUAUUGACGCAGAUGAUCCAAACGCUGCUACAGGAGGCGGAUACGCCGCCGCGGGAGGUGGAGGGUGUUAGUGAGGAGUUUUGCGACACCACCCAAACCUGCCCAAUCUGCAACAACCCCUUCCUGGAAGACGAAUACCCGCUCGUCGUCCAGCUCCCCUGCCACCCGACGCACCUGUUCGAUCUGGAAUGCGUGCGGCCCUGGCUGCGGCUGCGCGGGACAUGUCCGCUGGAUCGGGUGGAUUUUGCGAAGCAAUUACGGGAAAAGGCGGAGGAGCGGAAGAAGAUCGUUGAGGAGGAUGAGGAAGAGGAGUGGGAUGGCAUGUACGGGUGA